AUGAAGACGCCCUGCGCACCGUCCCGAGAUCUUCUCCGCUUCCUGCGUACGCAGGCAAAUUCAGUCUUCAUCACGCCCAUCGCGCCAACACGACCUCCCCAUUGCCGGUCCUUAUCUACCUCCUCGCGAUGCUCUCGCUUGCAGACGUCUUCCCAUGACGAUAUAUGGCAGCGCCAUCGAGAUUCCUGCAAGGCUCUCCCUGCACCAAGAUGCGCGCCUCCGGGUCCUCUCCAGGCUCGAAACGCCAGUUCUGGCAGUCACAGCCCAGGGUUCUGGCUACGCUGGUUUCGUCGGAAACAAGCAGCUGCAAGAUCUAAACUGCCACCGGAUCCUCCAGGGAAUAGUUCAAAUUAUGACGAGACGUCGGCUCAACUUUUCAAUCUUUCUCGUUCCUUGUCCAGAAAUCAGACUGGAGCAGAUCUGAAAUUACGGUGCACCGAAUUCGAUGCCAAUGGUUCUGUUACCAUGGUCGCAGGAGAAUUCAAAAAGUCGGAGCUCAUCGCGAAAUACGGUCUCUUGCCUCGCGACCUGCGCAAGCUGGACUCGUCCGUCCUUCCGCACAUCCUCAUUCGACCUACGGCAAUACUCAUAAACCUCCUCCAUCUUAGAGUCCUGAUACAGUCCGAUCGGGUUCUGGUCUUCGACGCAUACGGCAGCACUGACUCAUAUACUCAAUCCUUGUUCAUGUAUGAUCUGGAAGGCAAGCUGAGACAGAAGCCAGACCCGAGGAAUAAAUCUACGUACCUCCCUUACGAGUUCAGAGCCCUAGAAGCCGUGUUGAUAUCCGUCACCUCAGGUCUCGAAGCGGAGUUCGCUUUGGUUCGCGAUCCCGUGGUGCAUAUUCUACGAGAGCUCGAGGAAGAUAUCGAUCGAGACAAAUUAAGACACCUGCUCAUUCACUCCAAAAAGCUGGGUACCUUUGAGCAAAAGGCCCGACUGGUCCGGGAUGCAAUCGAUGAUCUUUUGGAAGCAGAUGACGAUCUCUCGGCGAUGUACUUGACCGAGCGGAAAGUCUCAAACACGCCUCGGCCGGAGCAUGACCAUCAAGAGGUGGAAAUGUUACUAGAAUCUUACCAUAAAAUCUGCGAUGAAAUCGUAGAGAUCUCGGGUAACUUGGUCAACAACAUUCGCAAUACGGAAGAGGUUGUCAAAGCGAUCCUUGACGCAAAUCGUAACCAGCUCAUGCUACUGGAGAUCAAGUUCAGCGUUGGGACUCUGGGACUGGCGGGUGGCACUCUAAUCGCUGGACUUUAUGGAAUGAACCUGAACAACUUCAUCGAGGAGACCGACUGGGGAUUCGGUGCGGUCAGUGUCGUAUGUUUUGCCUUGUCCGCUGUCAUUAGUGUGUAUGGAAUGCGCAAGCUCCGGAAGGUGCAAAAAGUGAGCAUGUGGGGUGAAGGAUUGCCUAACACCAUGGGCCACCGCGCACGAAUUGGUGGUCGUGGCAAUUGGCAUAGCGAAGCGUUUGAAAGGCAAGCCCAACGACCCAUCAGACCGAAAGGGGGUGGCAUCAACCUGGGCGUCAAACAAUCCGAUCCCGUCUACUGGCCGGGCAUGGAAGGCCUGGGCGCACACAGGCUACAAGCCACGUCGACGAAUUCUUUCCGACCUGGAGAUACUGCAGACACCAACGGCAUGGCUCAGCAGCCUCAGAUGACGAUACAAGACGAUGUGGAAGACGUCGAGGCCAAAUGGAGGGAAGACUCGAAGAAGCAGAAAGGUCUAAUGACCAAAGAGCAACAAGCGCACCUUCGUCGUGCCUCGACUCACCACACACACGGAAAGAAAUGA
Messenger RNA from Exophiala spinifera, 1791 nucleotides. RefSeq lists its product as uncharacterized. NCBI's taxonomy places the organism in Eukaryota, Fungi, Ascomycota, Eurotiomycetes, Chaetothyriales, Herpotrichiellaceae. The transcript has a single exon. Gene Ontology annotation, molecular function: magnesium ion transmembrane transporter activity. The record is from RefSeq and is a predicted model, not a curated record. Gene Ontology annotation, biological process: mitochondrial magnesium ion transmembrane transport. Bases 1 to 1791 code for a protein of 596 amino acids. Gene Ontology annotation, cellular component: mitochondrial inner membrane.